AAACAAUCAAACAAAAUGUCAGCUGGCAUGCCCAUUAAUCCUAAACCAUUUCUAAAUGGUCUGACUGGAAAGCCCGUGCUAGUUAAACUGAAAUGGGGACAGGAAUACAAGGGAUUUCUAGUCUCAGUGGAUGGCUACAUGAAUAUGCAGCUGGCAAACACAGAGGAAGUUAUCGAAGGCUCCGUUACGGGCAAUCUCGGCGAAGUGCUGAUACGCUGCAACAAUGUACUCUACAUCAAAGGCAUGGAAGAUGACGAUGAAGAGGGCGAGAUGCGAGAUUAAACUAACCUCAGUACAAUUUAGCAUUAAGUGUC
Drosophila navojoa is the source of this 314-nucleotide messenger RNA. It is a transcript of the gene SmF, whose product is annotated as small ribonucleoprotein particle protein SmF. Gene Ontology annotation, cellular component: catalytic step 2 spliceosome; pICln-Sm protein complex; U1 snRNP. Lineage: Eukaryota; Metazoa; Arthropoda; Insecta; Diptera; Drosophilidae. The record is from RefSeq and is a predicted model, not a curated record. Gene Ontology annotation, biological process: mRNA splicing, via spliceosome; spliceosomal snRNP assembly. Gene Ontology annotation, molecular function: RNA binding.